AUGUUGCGCAACGUCGCCGUGUUGGCGCUCGCAACCAUCGCUGCCGGAUUUGGUCCAGCAGCGAUCAUUCGUGAGCCCGACGACGCGCUUGACCAAACGAUGUGCGCGGAACCUGACGCGCCAGCAGAGACCAUCGGGCCGAUCCUCGCCGAAUUCCUCCGCCCGGACCUAUUAAGUUGCAACCAGGUGGGCACGGCCAUCUUUGACUCAGUUUACUCCGGGGAGGAGCUUUACCGCAGAAAUGAUCUUCAGGCGGUUCUGCGACAGCCAGACAAGCUGCAUCACUGCACUGCCUGCAUCACCGCCUGCGCCGCACAACCCGCCAUCUACGCCGCCACCUCCAAGCGCGCCUCCAGUGAGGUGCUGGUUAACUUUGCGAGCCGGCAGCAGCUAGGCCUGGCAACGAUGGAGCUCGACCGCGUUGCUGACCGAAUUGCUGAUAGGAUCCUUGCGAGGCUGCCGGCGGGCCGGCAAGCCCGGGUGGUUCCCAAAUCCUCUGGGCAGCUUCGACUGACGGUGAUGAUUGUGUAUUUCGGCCCAUUACCACCAUGGAUGCCGAUCACGCUGCACUCCAUGGCGGAGAAUGCUGAUGUGCGCUUUGUCAUCGUUGGAGACAGCUCGGCGCCUGCGGCCACGCCCAAGAAUGUGCAUUUUGAGCACAUCACUUUCGAGGCGAUGCAGAAGAGGCUUGCCGAAAUGCUACCUCCCUCGCUCGGGCGCCAUGUUCUCUACAACGACACGUAUAAGGCUAAUGACAUCAAGCCGUUCUUACCACACCUCUACUCUCACUUGUUGCAGGGGCAAGAUUGGUGGGCAUGGGCUGACCUUGAUGUCAUAUUUGGCGACCUCCUCAAGUACCUCACGCUCGCGAUGCGAGCUCCGGCAUGCUGCGUCGGUCCCGAACGGUGCAUCGGCCGCAGCGCAAGUGCAGAGGCCAACGUCGUGUGCCCAUUCUUUCCCAACCCGCCGGCAAGCAAGGCCUGGGGUCCGUUCACCGCAUUCUCCACGGCUCUCGGCCCGUACGCAGAUGCGCCACAUCUGUGGAUGCUCAUGGGCGGUGUGCUCAAUCGGCUGGCGGAGGGGGAGGGGCGUGUGACAAUGUCCAAGCUCAAGAUUCCCUUCGGCGAGGCGAAGACCUGCGUGGACAUUGGCUGCGUACAUUGCCCGUGCGGCGCCGUACGCGCACGCCUGCACGGUGGAGCGCUGCUCGUCAAUGGCCGCGAGGUGAUGCUUCUUCACCUCAGUCAGUCCAAGAGCGCCUGGAGCGCUCUACAGCCCGCCGUGCCGCCAUGGGCGCCCGGCUCCAGUGGCGAGUGGGCAGAGGAUUGCAUAGACAUCGCUGGCCUUGGAACGCUCAGCCCUCGAGGCGUCACUUUCGCGAAGGGCCGCUACGGCCAGAACUCUUCUAUUGCAGUCCGCGCCGCAACGAGGCUGCAGCGGCACCGUGUCAAGGCACCAUACGGUAAGUACAUCCACUACGGCCCCGGAGCGUCCAACAUCCGACUGCGCUUUGGCCCUUGCGGCGAGGAUAAUUAG
Messenger RNA from Emiliania huxleyi CCMP1516, 1536 nucleotides. RefSeq lists its product as hypothetical. The coding region runs from base 1 to 1536 and encodes 511 amino acids. Lineage: Eukaryota; Haptophyta; Isochrysidales; Noelaerhabdaceae. The transcript is spliced from 8 exons. The record is from RefSeq and is a predicted model, not a curated record.